This is a messenger RNA of Candida tropicalis MYA-3404, 1725 nucleotides long. RefSeq lists its product as uncharacterized. The transcript has a single exon. The record is from RefSeq and is a predicted model, not a curated record. Gene Ontology annotation, molecular function: oxidoreductase activity. NCBI's taxonomy places the organism in Eukaryota, Fungi, Ascomycota, Pichiomycetes, Serinales, Debaryomycetaceae. Bases 1 to 1725 code for a protein of 574 amino acids.
AUGAAUUUAGAUCCAAUACAAAUCCCACAAGAUAAUUUUUUUGAAGUUUUAGUUAUAGGAGGAGGUACAUGUGGAUUAUCAAUUUCUGCAAGAUUAUUAGAAACUCAUCCAGGUUCAUUAUUUACAGAAGAUGAACAUCAAAGAUUUCAUUGGUUAAAACAAAGAGGUAAUAAAGUAAAUUUAAUUAAUUCAAAACAUUCAAAUUAUCAAUAUAAACAAAAUUUCCUGAGUAAAGAUAUUUUAAUACUUGAUUCAUUAGGUGAUAAAUUUAUGACUGGAUGGAAUUCACAAUUUGAUGCCUGUAAAAUACCAUAUUUAAGAUCACCUAUGUUUUUUCAUGUUGAUCCAGUUAAUAUUGAUGGCAUGGUUAGUUUUGCUCAUUUAAAUAACAGAAAUAAUGAAUUAAUGGAAAUUACAAAUGUUGUAGGUAAAGAAUAUUCAAAACAUCAACAAAAAAGAAUCAUGGAAAAGAAGAAGAAGAAAACCAAGAAGAAGAUGAAUGGAAAGAAAGAGAAUAACCAUGAUUCUGAUGGAAUAGUUGAGAUUAAUAUGAGAGAUUAUAGAGAUUAUUAUCGUCCAUCAACUAAAUUAUUUCAUGAUUAUUGUCAAGAAAUUAUUCAAAGAUAUAACCUUGAAUCAAGAAUUAAACAAGAUGAAGUUAUUUCAAUUGAUUAUAAAUUAAUUCAAGUGGAUGGUGAAAGUGAUGAAAUAGGUAAAGGAUUAAUUAUAACUACUAAAAAUGGUCACACAUAUGGAUGUAAAUCAGCAAUACUUGCAACUGGACAUCGUGGAGAUAUAAAUUAUCCAAUUUCUCCAUUUAUCGAAGAAGCACAUUUUCCAGAAUCAAGUUGUCAUACUACACAUUUAUUUAAUAAACAAGUUUCUUUUUUACAAGAUUGUUAUUUUAAUAAUCCUAAACUGAAAAGAAUUGUUAUUAUUGGUGGAGGUUUGACAUCUGCUCAAUUAGCUUAUGUAGCAGCACAAGAUCCAACAGUUAGUUCAAUAACAUUAUUGUUCCGUUCAGGUAUUAAAAUUAAACAUUUUGAUUUUCAUUUAGAUUGGGUUACUAAAUAUAGAAAUGUUAAAAAAUCAUCAUUUUAUAUACUUGAUACAGAUGAAGAAAAAAUUGAAAUGAUUAAUAAUGCAAGAGAAGGAGGUUCAAUUAAUCCAGAAUAUUAUAAAAAAUUAAUUAAAUUAACUAAAACAAAUAGAAUUUCAUGGAAAAUUCAUACUAAAAUAAUUGAUCAAAAUUGGAAUAUUGAAAAUAAAUCAUGGGAUUUAAAAAUAAUGAAUAAUGAAAAUAAUGAAAUUGAAUUAUUGAAAAAUAUAGAUUAUAUUUAUUUUGCUACUGGAAUUUCAGAAAAUAUUGAGUCUUUAGAAUUUUUAAAACCUAUGAUUAAUGAAAAUCCAAUUGAUAUAGUUGGCGGAUAUCCAUGUUUAACAGAUAAUUUACAAUGGAAUAAUGAAGUUCCGUUAUUUAUGUUGGGUAAAAAUGCUGCUUUAAGAAUGGGUCCAACUUCUGCAAAUCUAGAUGGUGCAAGGUUAGGUGCUGAAAGAAUUGGUUGGUAUUUACAAGAUUUAAAACAACGGGGUGAAUUUGAUUGGAGUCCAGUUAAAUCAAUUACUAAAGAUGAUGAAAGAGAACGAGAAUCUAAUACUUAUGAAACGAGAUUGAAAUUAGCAAGUGGUCAAUUGAAUUGGUUUACAUUACUUGAAUCAUCAUAA